AGACAGAACGUGGCCGUUUUAGACGAACAAACAAAAAAGAAAAUCACAGCAAAGCCGAGAAGGAAGGGGCUGCAAAGCCCCCCCCCCCCCCAAAAAAAAAUCCACCUUAAUAAGCUUGUGUUUGGUCUCUCUCCACACUUUGCGAUAGCUAGCUGCUAAGCUCCGCAGCGCCUCCUCUCAUCCACCGCUACACUCGCUUUUGUUAUAAACGAACAAACAUACAACCACGGUUUAAUUAUCCCUGUUUAGAUAUUGAUGUGGUAUACAUGCCAGAACAGACUGUAGUUGGACUGUAAUGGAUGUUCAAGCACCUCCAAAGCUAAUCCCCAAUAAUUUCAACGAUGAUGAUGAUGAUGAUGAUGGGCCCAUAGUUUUCAAGAGGGGUGGUAACUCAACAUCGAAGCAGAAUCAAUUAAACCCUGAAGCGAAGAAACCGUCUUCAUCUUCUCAGAACUCCAAUGGUCAAAGCUUGAAUUUGCAGAAGGGUAAAUCGCCUAUUCCAUCUUCCAAUGCAUCCCCUAUGAAAUCUUCUACAGGGAGCCCUAAAGCAUCAGCUUCAUCUGCCAAGGCAUCCCCGUUGAAGUCACCACUGACAUAUACUAGAGCACUCACUUCUUCAAAUGAUCAGUCGAAGCAGGCAUCUAAACAGGUUGUCUCAAAUGCUGUUAAGGAGGAGAAGAAACCGAUUGUGGAUGAUGAGGAUUCCGAGGACGAUAAGCCCCUGAGUUCUAGAAUUAAGGGGAGCACAAACAAUGUCAAUAAAGGGGUUACUGCACCUGCUCAUGUCAAGGAUGAGCCUUCAGAUGAUGAUGAAGUUCCUUUAUCCUCGAGGUUUGCAAUCAAGUCAAAUGCAGGGACAUCAAGUAGUAAGUCUAUCAGAUCUAGUGAGAUAAGAUCUUUGCCUUCUAAAAGUCAGCUAAAUGGUUCUACUAAAAAUGACAAGCAACAGAAAUCUUCUGUGGUGCCAACUAAGAGACCUAUGGAUAAUAAGGUUCCUUCAAACCAUUCUUCUGCUAAAAAACCAAAACUUUUAGAUGCAUGUACAACAACAAAAGUUAAGCAAGUUACUGUCAAGGUUGAGCAGAAGGCAGAUGAUGAUGACCACCUUACAAUUUCCCAGAGAAUGAAGAAGGCGGACUCCUCAGCUAACAAAUCAUCAUUUGCAAAGAAAAAGGUUACAAAAGUUGUUUCUUCGUCAUUCAAGAAGACGACUCAGAAGAACAAGAAACAAAUGAAAAAUUCAAAAUAUUCAAAGUCAACUAAAGUGCAGCCUGGCUCCAGUGAUGGCCAGAAAAAAUGGACUACCUUAGUUCACAAUGGUGUCAUCUUCCCACCUCCAUACAAGCCUCAUGGGGUUAAGAUUCUUUACAAGGGGAAACCAAUUGAUUUGACUCCUGAACAAGAGGAAGUUGCAACCAUGUUUGCAGUGAUGAAAGAUACAGACUAUGUUCAAAAACCACAAUUCCUUCAAAACUUUUGGAACGAUUGGCGUAAAUUACUAGGGAAAAAUCAUGUAAUACAGAAGCUAGAUGACUGUGAUUUCAACCCCAUAUAUGAAUGGCAUCAGCAAGAAAAGGAGAAGAAGAAACAAAUGAGUACUGAAGAGAAAAAGGUCUUGAAAGAAGAGAAAUUGAAGCAAGAGGAGAAGUACAUGUGGGCCAUUGUUAAUGGUGUUAAAGAGAAGGUUGGGAAUUUCAGAGUAGAACCACCGGGUCUAUUUCGAGGACGGGGAGAGCAUCCAAAGAUGGGGAAGCUGAAAAGCCGAAUUCGUCCCAGUGACAUUACUAUAAAUAUUGGAAAGGAUGCACCUAUCCCAGAAUGUCCUAUUCCUGGUGAAAGGUGGAAAGAAGUGAAGCAUGAUAAUACUGUUACAUGGUUGGCGUUCUGGAAUGAUCCAAUCAAUCCAAAAGAAUUCAAGUAUGUAUUCUUAGCUGCGAGCAGUUCAUUGAAGGGGCAAAGUGACAAGGAAAAAUACGAGAAAGCAAGGAAGUUGAAGGACUAUAUACACAACAUCAGAGCAGCUUACACAAAGGAUUUUGCAAGUAAAGAUAUUACGAAGCGGCAAAUAGCAGUGGCAACCUAUCUUAUUGAUAAGCUAGCUCUGAGGGCGGGUAAUGAGAAGGAUGAUGAUGAAGCUGAUACUGUUGGUUGCUGCACAUUAAAAGUAGCAAAUGUUGAGUGCAUCCCUCCAAAUAAGCUGAAGUUUGACUUCCUUGGUAAAGAUUCAAUUCGAUAUGAAAACACGGUCGAGGUUGAGCUUCCUGUGUACAAGGCAAUUGGACAUUUUCAAGUUGCAAAAAAGCAAACUGAUGAUCUUUUUGACUCACUGGAUACAUCUAAACUAAAUGCUCACCUAAAAGAACUCAUGCCUGGCCUCACAGCAAAAGUUUUUCGUACAUACAAUGCAUCAAUUACAUUGGAUGAAAAGUUAUAUGAGGAAACAGAAGAUGGUGAUGUUGCUGAAAAAAUUGUCAUUUACAACCAAGCAAACAAACAGGUUGCAAUCAUUUGUAAUCAUCAACGAACCAUUUCAAAAUCUCAUGAUGCACAAAUGUCAAGAUUGACUGAGAAAAUUGAGGAACUUAAGAGCACGCUAAAGGAGUUGAAAACUGAUCUGGACAGGGCCAAAAAGGGGAAGCCCCCAUUGAAGGGUGCAGAUGGAAAGCAAAAGAGGAGCUUGUCUCCUGAAGCAAUAGAGAAGAAGAUAGCGACAACCAAUCAAAGGAUUGAGAAAAUGGAAAUGGCCAUGAAGACCAAAGAGGAUCUGAAAACAGUGGCAUUGGGGACGUCCAAGAUUAACUACCUUGAUCCUAGGAUCACAGUUGCGUGGUGCAAGCGGCAUGAAGUUCCUAUUGAUAAGAUAUUCAACAAGUCUCUCUUAGCAAAGUUUACCUGGGCGAUGGACGUUGACCCCCAAUUCAGAUUCUGAUCGUGGGAAGUAAUGGUUGUUUUUCAAAUCCCUCCGCCCCCAGCCACCCACCAAAAGAAAAAAGGUAGAGAGAGAGAGGGAGAGGCGAAUCCAUGUUCUUCUCUCUCUCUCUCUCUGUCAUCACAGUUUAUGCACAUUUUUCUGAAAGUUAAUGUUGUAUUCUCGUCUAAUCUAAUCAUUGGGUAAAUUUUCCCUUUCUUCAUACUGCUCCUCUUGUUUAAACCAUUCAAUGGUGAAAAGAAGUUGCAGCAAGAAUUGUUUACUUGCACCUUCGACAUUCGGGUACUAACAGUAUAAAUGUAGAAGAUACACUGAAUGCCUCAAACCGAGUAAAAUUAUUUUUUUUU
Populus nigra (black poplar) is the source of this 3276-nucleotide messenger RNA. RefSeq names its product DNA topoisomerase 1 beta-like. The record is from RefSeq and is a predicted model, not a curated record. Gene Ontology annotation, molecular function: DNA topoisomerase type I (single strand cut, ATP-independent) activity; DNA binding. Bases 296 to 2929 code for a protein of 877 amino acids. NCBI's taxonomy places the organism in Eukaryota, Viridiplantae, Streptophyta, Magnoliopsida, Malpighiales, Salicaceae. Gene Ontology annotation, biological process: DNA topological change; DNA replication; chromosome segregation. Gene Ontology annotation, cellular component: chromosome; nucleolus. The transcript is spliced from 16 exons.